Pelobates cultripes (western spadefoot toad) is the source of this 378-nucleotide messenger RNA. The record is from the annotation of a GenBank genome assembly. Lineage: Eukaryota; Metazoa; Chordata; Amphibia; Anura; Pelobatidae.
AUGGUCUGGGCCUACUGUGGCUCCCACGGCGAUCGGAUCAAGUUCUCCCUGCUCCAACAACUCCCAUCAUGCUGUUCCAGCCACACACGGUCAGAGACUCCCACGCCGAUUGGACCAAGUUCUCCCUGCUCCAACAACUCCCAUGACGCUGUUCAAGCCACAUGCGGUCAGAGACUACUCACCUCCUCUCCAGAACUGACCGUUCGUUCCCGCCGGCACUAUGAGACUCCUUCCCAGCUUCUCGGGCCUUUUCCUGGAUCAAAACUCUGUGUCCGCCGAGUCUGGGUACUUUCCAGCUGCAUAGCUGACCUUUCACCUUACCGCAGCUUCCGGGUCAAUUCGUUUGCUUCCUGUAUCAGUCAAAUCUUCGAACCGUGA